AAAACACCCUGGAGCAAGUGCCCGAUCUUGUUUAUAACUUUAUAUGGCGGGAAAGUUCAAUUUGUAGCACGACACGCUAAAAUAAUCUGUGACAAUUUACAAUGUCAAGUCGGGUGCAAGUAGAAGACAUGGAAGGAAAUGAUGAGCAUGAGCUGAAAGAGUAUAGCAACACUGACGAAGAUAAUAAGAUAAUAUCUCCAAUACAAUUUCAUAGUUCAGAUUUGUCUGAUAAUUUAUAUGAUCAGGAAAAUCCAGUUCCUCUACAUAGGAAAAAUUCACUUGCAGCAUCCCUGACUGAAGUGUUGAUGAAAGGAAGACAUCCACAAAAACUAUCUUCAGGUUUAUCCUUACAAGAGCAAAACAAUUUGAAUGAGUAUGAGGAAUCAGAAGUAAAAGUUGAAGACUUGUUCAAAAGUAGCAAACAAAAACAGAAAACUCAAACCAAUAUCAGAGCUACUAUGGGAUAUUGGAAGUUGAUUUGGUCAGAUUUUAAGAGCUGGUAUAGAAGAUGGAGAGUAAAGAACCAAGAGACUGUUAUAUUCAAGACAUACAUUAAAAACAUGGAAGGUAACUAUGGGUCAGCAAUUGGCUCUUUGUUUGUAUUUACAAGAUGGAUCAUGUUCCUGAAUGUUCUACUUGCUGUCAUGUGGUUGUGUCUGGUCAUCUUUCCCUCAGCCAUCUCCUUUAACUAUCAUAAGAUUCAAGGACAUUUUGCUUUUAAAAAUCUGUUGGAUGGGAAGGGAGUAUUGGCUCAGGUUUGGUUUUUCUAUGGCUCGUAUGAAGGCACAAUGGAUGGUUACCACAUUGAUCUGGCUUACCUCUUCAUGAUGCUUGUUACUUACUUUGGAAGCCUCUUUGUCAUUCUAGGCAGUAUUAACCAGACUGACAUAUCAAAGUCAACAUCAGCAGUCAGUUCACGGUACAGAUUUGCUUUAAUGAUGUGGACUUCUUGGGACCAUUCUAUCACAUCUGCUGAAGCCUCAGUCAAUCUGUCUAAAGGAAUUACAAGUGCUUUUAAGGACAACCUUUAUGAAGCCAAAGCGUCGCAAACUGCUAAAGAUAGAAGUACUAAAGAGAAAGUUAAAGUUUACUCUCUCAGAAUACUGGCCUGGUUUAUAACAAUAAUUCUGAUUGGUGGAGGAUGUACAGCUAUUGUAUAUUUGGUCAUAUUUGUAAGCUUUGAAGAAGUUGUACCAAAUAUGGGCAGCGAUAAUGUUGAGGAAUCUGACAAUACAGACUUUAUUGGUGUUUAUGGAACAACUAUUGUAUUCAGUCUGAUUAACUCUCUUGUACCCAUGUGUGUUGAACUGCUACCAAAGAUAGAGCAGUAUGAGAGUGGUAAAGAUGAGCUGAAUGUGACAUUGGCACGAGUAUUUGUCUUGCGAAUGUGCAACUUGUUUGCUCUUAUAACUCCCUGUAUAAAACUUAAAAACAAGACAGUUCAUGGAUGUGCAGGAACUGUGUUAGGACAAGAAAUGUACAAGCUGGUUAUAAUGGACACAUUGCUUCAUGCAACAAUUCAGCUUGGUAUAAAGUUUAGCAAGUAUUACUGGACAAAUGAGAAGUCAGAAUUCAAGAUCUCUUCAGCUGUUCUUGCACUACUGUAUCGACAAGCUCUUGUCUGGGUUGGUACCCUAGCUUGCCCAGUGAUGCCAAUAGUUGGUCUGGUUUCCACACUUAUAUUCUUCAUGGUCAACUAUCUGAUAGUGAUGUUUACAUGUAGACCUCCAAUAAAACGCUGGAACCAGUCUAGAAACACAUCAUUCUUCUCAGUAUUUCUGCUAGCCACUAUAGUCAUGUUGAUACCACCUGCUUCUGUUAUUAUGGGAAGUUCAGAUAUAGUCAAUCUAGGACAGACUGCCAAGCCUGGUGCCUAUUGUGGUCCAUUUGGCUCAGAGAAACCUACCAGAGCAUACACAAGGUUCAAGUCUCACCAGUCGGCCUGGAUGACAUCGCUACUAGGAUACCUGGUCUCAGAACCCGUUCUAAUUACAACAUUUAUGAUACUUUUCUCUUUAACGAUUCAUCAGAAAAGAAGACUAGGUACUGCAAAGAAAGACAUGGUUGUCCUACAAGCUGAAUUAAGUCAGGAGAGAGAAGAAAAUGAAAAGUUGAUUAAAAAGUUACAUAUUAUGGGUGUAGGAUUUGACAGACACUGAUAUAACCACAUGCUCGUUUUCAGAAGUCUUCUAUUAGUCUGAAGAAGUUUUUAAUAAUUUUUUUUUAAAGGCAGUUCCAUGUGUUUAAAGAUCUACCGAAGAUUACUUGAGGAUAUCUACCAAGGCAUUAUUGACUAAAAGUACAGUUGUAUUAAUUUUACUUGCAUAGUGUUAAUUUGAGCCAGAAAUUAAUAAGAUUGUUUUGUAUGACCAGUAUUCAUUCAGCCAAGUUUUGUGAGAACUUCACUACAUGUUGUUUGUAAACAAGAUAUCUGCAGGCCAAUUUUUUUGUUUUAAGAUGUUUUGAAACAAAUACAAUUAAUUAGGAUGAAGUUAAAGAAGAAAAAGAAAAGAACAUUGCAUUUGUUUCUUAAAAUAUUAUGUACUUCUUAUUAUCAUUGUUAGUAGUGUUAAUUUAUCUAAAAACAAAGACUAAGCUCUCCAGUGCUUUAUAUAUAACAUUGAUAAAAAUGUUGCAAUAUGCAACUAGAGUACAAAACUAGAGCUUGUCACAAAUGCCAAAUACCCCAGACACUGGCUUGUCAGAAAAUGGCUUUUGCACUGCACUUUUUCUCACUCAGAUGUAUCUACCUACAAAGUUUCAAGCUGAUACCUUUUAUAGUUCACAAGUUAUGUCCUGGACAAAGUUCAAAGUGUAAAAAUGAACAAAGGGCAAUAACUCCAAAAUUAGGGAAGGGAGAGUUGCAGUUCUCCACCUCACUUCUACUUUCAAAUCUAAUCCAUGUGUCAAAAGACCAUAUAAGUACUUGAAUUAACCACCUUAGUCAUAUUACAACCCUUAAAAUAAUACUGGACAGAACAAAGUCAUGAAAG
Ruditapes philippinarum (Manila clam) is the source of this 2993-nucleotide messenger RNA. Its product is annotated as transmembrane channel-like protein 7. Gene Ontology annotation, molecular function: mechanosensitive monoatomic ion channel activity. Bases 102 to 2159 code for a protein of 685 amino acids. The transcript is spliced from 19 exons. Gene Ontology annotation, cellular component: plasma membrane. NCBI's taxonomy places the organism in Eukaryota, Metazoa, Mollusca, Bivalvia, Venerida, Veneridae. The record is from RefSeq and is a predicted model, not a curated record.